UUUUAUUGAUAUUUUUUAAAAAAUAUUCAAAUCUCAUUUUUAUAUACAAAAUACAAUUAAUGUUUAUUAAUAUUAAUUAUACUGUUUUAUACUUAAAUUGGGAAUAUAGAAAUUUGAGGUUAUCACACCUUAGGGAGAGAAUUUGGAAUAAUUUGGACUAAUAAUUUGUGAUGGAAUUCACGGCAAAACAAUUAUUAGAUGAAUUAAUCAAUAAAAUCGAAAAAUCACAACAACAUCAUGCAGAGGGAGCAUUGGGAUCCGACAGCAUAUUAAAUCCGAAUUGUAUAUUGAAUACAAAAAGUUCAUUUAAAACAGAAAUAAAAGAUUGUGACAAGAAUUCAUUGGAUAAUUCAAUUUUAUUUGAUUUUUCUCUUAAUCUUCCGUGUAGCCAACAUUGUACCACAGUACAAAAGGGAAAUGACACAAUUAGUAAUAUCUUAGCUAAUAAAUAUAAACUACUCACACACAGUGUGAGUACUAAGAAGAGAAAAACAGUAGUCAGAGGAUAUGAAAAAGUGGUAAAGGACGUUGGUGAGAUGUUAAAAGUGAAGAAAGAUGUGUGUAAUUUAUUGUUUAGUCACUUUCCAAAGUAUCUAAACAGUUGUUUCCGGUUCAAAGUUGGUGAACUUUGUUACCUCAAGUGGUAUGACGAAUUGUGUCUCGUUAUUAUCAAUUUUGCCUCUCAAAAACUUUUAAUCAGCUCAGAUAACGAUUUCGAUGACAAUUACGACAAUUACGACCAGGAAAGAAGCACUCAAGACCGUAGGAAUAUAUGGUUGUAUGAUAUAAAUGAGGAGGUGUUUUUGGACCAUGAUAACCAUAACCUUUACUCCAAAUUAAAUGAGCUUAAACCCAUCAACAUUCUACUCGAUAAUAAUUUCACCUACAACUUCACACACAACUUCAAAGAUUUCAAAGAUAAACACUCUCUACGAUAUUAUUUUAUUCCAAUGUAUUAUGUGACGUUUCCUGGUUACAAGCGGCGUUGUUCCAAGUUAUUCCGGUUCUGGGUUCAGGAAAAAGACCUAAUCAAGUUCAAAUCCAUCAAGUUCCUCGCCAUCAAAGAUCUUAAACCCUUGAAAGAUAUUAAACCCUCAAAGGAUCUGAAACCCAUGAAGGAGUUGAGUAAAUCUGGGAAAGACAUUAAAUCUGUUAAGGAACUUAAAUCUGGUAAAGAAGUUAAAUCUGUGAAAGAAACGAAGAAUUCGAAGGAAACGGGUAAAUCUAAAGAAGUGAAGAAAGAUCUGAAAAAAGAUGUAAAGGGUAAAGAGUUGAAGAAUAUGAAAGGUAAGGAUAAGAAGAACGUUGAGGUGACUAACAGUUGUUCCUAUGUGAUAAUGAGGACAAGGGGUGAUAAGUUAUGGAAUAAACGCAAGAUCUUACCCAUUAACGAAUACGUUUACGAUGUUAUACAUAACUUAUAUCAUCACGAUUUAGUGUCAGGGAGAUAUAUUUCAAAUAAUGAAUUCUUUUGUAAUAAUGGAUAUGUACCUUGGGUGAUCCCAAAGGCUGUGAGAAAAGUAGUAAUUCGUCAUCACAGACUUGUUACUACUGAUAAAAUAACUAUCCGGCAGACUAUCAAAUAUCGUAAAUCCAUCCACCUCAUUAUACAAAAUUUUAAGUUUCUACUACUUCUCAUCUCCAAACUCACCAACCCACAUACUCAAUAUAUUAACAAGGGUAAUGGUAUUAACAAUGGUAACACGGUAGACAAUUUGGACCAACUGGGCGUAGUAAGUAUGUAUAUAAUAAAUAACUUGGAGAUGAAUGGGAAUAUAACAAAGUUUAAUGAGACUUAUAUUAAUAAUUUAUACUGGCUUGAUGUGUUGCUGUUGUGGAUCGACCACUUUUUUCUCAAUAACUGCUGCUACACACUCAGCGAAUAUAACCAACUGCAACAUCUCACCAAACUAUACAAUCACACUCUUACACAAUUGCUCAAUUACGAAUAUCUAUGUCGCGUACUAACGUUUGAUAUGUUUUACAAGAAUUUUCUAUCGAGGAUACAAAAGAAUAAUAAACACUUUGCCAACUAUUUACCUGUGAUACAGUUGCUACUGUAUUACCUCGCGUUCAUCGCUGAUGAUUACACCAACCACUCACUCUACGGCAUUAAAACUCCGCAAUAAUUUUU
This is a messenger RNA of Theileria parva strain Muguga, 2134 nucleotides long. RefSeq lists its product as uncharacterized. The coding region runs from base 171 to 2129 and encodes 652 amino acids. The transcript has 7 exons. NCBI's taxonomy places the organism in Eukaryota, Apicomplexa, Aconoidasida, Piroplasmida, Theileriidae. The record is from RefSeq and is a predicted model, not a curated record.